UUUUUUUUUUUUUUUUUUUUUUUUUUUUUUUUUUGUCUCGGUACAGACUGAAAUCUCUUUAUCUUUGUGCUAUCAAUUUCGGCUUGUGCUUGUUCAUGCUCAUUUUUGAACAAGGAAGAGAUUUGAAAGAUCAAAGGUAGACUGAAGGGGAAGGAGUAGUUUGAAUCUGGUGCAGGGCUUUGCAACUGCAAUAGGGAGCAUUAUUCGUUCUAGUUUCUGUGUUUUGUUUCUUUGAACAUUGCUUUUUGUUGCUGUUGUUUUCGUUUUGAUCUCCAAGAAUACGCGGUGGGAGUGUUGUUGUUGUAUUGAUCCGUUGUUGUUGGUUUUUAUGGGAACUCCACCAGCAGAGGAGCUUCUGAGGAAGAUCCAAGAGCUGGAGGAGGGUCAAGCCCAUCUCAAGAAGGAAAUGUCCAAAUUUCUUCUCUCUGGAACUUCCGCUGACUCGAACUCUGACCACCAAAUCCAGUAUCAUCAUCAUCACCAUCAGCGUUCUCAAUCGAUAUCGCCUCAGCGCUCUAGAUUUGCUGCGGCUCAGAGGAGAGGUGGCGCUGCUGGAGGUUCAGACAGCGCCGCGGCGGCGUGGAAGAAAGGCUCUUCCUCGUUUCGGCAUUCUUCUCCACUUCAGAGGGAGAGUAGGACUUGUGAACCCUCGAAUGCCGCCGCCGGAGUCGGAACCAGCGGCGGCUCUGGCCCCGCCGCCGUUAAAUUCACCAACAAACAGUAUCUCAAUAUCUUGCAGUCAAUGGGACAGUCUGUUCAUAUUUUAGACCUAAACUAUCGCAUAAUUUACUGGAACCGAGCUGCUGAAAUCGUGUAUGGAUAUUCUGCGGCGGAGGCUCUCGGCCAGGAUGGCAUUGCGCUUCUAGUAGACUCUGAGGACUUUGCCUUUGCAAAUGAUGUAAUUCAUCGUGUUAUAGCGGGCAAGCAUUGGACUGGUCACUUCCCUGUGAAGAACAAGAUGGGGCAGAAGUUUAUAGUUGUUGCCUCCGACACUCCCUUCUACGAUGAUGGUGUCUUGGUCGGGAUCAUCUGUAUUUCGAGCGACUCACGGCCAUUUCAAGAGUUGAAGAUUCCUUUAGCAGCAGGUUCUAAACAGCAGGAUGCAGAUUCAAGUAUUGUCCGAUCAAGAAGCACGGUUUCAACUAAACUUGGUCUUGAUCCUCAACAGCCUCUGCAAGUAGCAAUUGCUUCAAAGUUAUCAAACUUGGCAUCAAAGGUAAGCAACAAAGUCAAGUCCAAAAUUCGAACCAGAGAAAACAGCUUGGAUCGUGAAGGUGGAAGCGGAGAUGGUUAUCACUCUGAUCAUGGCUUUCCAGAUGCAACUCUUCGUGACCGUCGGGACGACGCAAAUUCAAGUGGAGCUAGCACACCUCGUGGAGAUUCCACGACGCAUGGUGAGUUUUCCCAGGUUGAAGAGAAAUUAUCUGGCAAACAGGUCAGGAAUCAUGACGAUGAGGUUAAAGGAAAGCCUACCAUUCAGAAGAUGCUAUCCUCAAAAGCAGAAGAGUGGAUUGCUAAGAAGGGCUUAUCGUGGCCGUGGAAAGGGACCGAGCAGGAAGGAGAAUCUGAAGCAAGGGCAGCCCGUUUUGUCUGGCCUUGGUUACAAAAUGAUCAAGAAGCUGAACCAGCAAAUCAUAAGAGUUGCUCCUCAUCUGGGAGACCAGAAAUGCAGCAAAACGACGGUCAUCGAGCAGCCAAUAACGAGGCCUCGGGAUCCUGGUCAUCGUUCAAUGUUAACAGCACAAGCAGUGCGAGUAGCUGUGGAAGUACCAGUAGUAGUGCCGUCAACAAGGUCGACUCGGAAACAGACUGCUUGGAUUUUGAAAUCUUGUGGGAAGACCUUACUAUUGGGGAGCAAAUAGGGCAAGGUUCUUGUGGAACUGUCUAUCAUGCGCUGUGGUAUGGAUCAGACGUUGCCGUUAAAGUGUUCUCCAAACAAGAGUAUUCAGAUGAUGUGAUUCUCUCCUUCAGACAGGAGGUAUCCCUGAUGAAAAAACUCCGACACCCGAAUAUUCUUCUCUUUAUGGGAGUUGUGACUUCACCUCAGCGUCUUUGCAUAGUCACGGAAUUCCUUCCACGUGGAAGUUUGUUUCGUUUACUACAGAGGAACGCAGGCAAAUUAGAUUGGAGACGCCGUGUUCAUAUGGCUUUGGACAUUGCACGUGGCAUGAACUAUCUUCAUCAUUGCAAUCCGCCUAUUAUUCACCGAGAUUUGAAAUCGUCGAACCUGUUAAUUGAUAGAAAUUGGACUGUAAAGGUUGGAGAUUUUGGUUUAUCUCGACUUAAGCACGAGACUUAUCUAACUACGAAGACGGGAAAGGGCACGCCUCAAUGGAUGGCACCUGAAGUUCUUCGCAAUGAGCCCUCAGAUGAGAAGUCGGACAUAUAUAGUUUUGGAGUGAUAUUAUGGGAGCUUGCAACCGAGAAGAUCCCUUGGGAAAAUCUCAAUUCAAUGCAGGUAAUUGGUGCUGUUGGAUUCAUGAACCAACGACUUGAAAUCCCCAAAGACGUGGAUCCUCUAUGGGCUUCUAUAAUUGAAAGCUGCUGGCACAGCGAACCUGCAAACAGGCCAUCAUUCCAGGGUCUGAUAGAAAGGUUGAGAGAGGUGCAGAGGAAGUUUGCAAGUCAAUUACAGGCAGCUCGUUUUGGUGGAGAUAAUAACCCUCAAAAGGAAACAUAAAACCCCAAAAGAGCCUUAAAAAAGUUCUAUGUGGUUGAUAGUUUAAAGGACUUCCCCUCCCAUUAUGGUAAUGUAUGGUUUGCCAUUGGAGAAACCAAAAAGACUUCUCAGAGUGCAGUGUCUCUUUUUCUUCCCCUUCUUUUAUAAAGUAAAGUAUCAUAAUAAUAAUUUUAUAUAUAAAAGAAAAAAAACAUUUUUUUUUUUUUUUUUUUUUUGGGAGGAAGAGAGUUUUUGUUGUCGGGUAGGUAGUGUUGUUUUGAUUGGGAAUAUGUUAAAAUGUCACCCACUUGGUGUAAAUGAGUUCCAGACCACUAAACAAAAAGUUGUACAAAGAUUGAAAACACAAACUGCCACAAUUCUUUUCUUUUC
Cucurbita maxima (winter squash) is the source of this 3049-nucleotide messenger RNA. RefSeq names its product kinase suppressor of Ras A-like. Lineage: Eukaryota; Viridiplantae; Streptophyta; Magnoliopsida; Cucurbitales; Cucurbitaceae. Gene Ontology annotation, biological process: regulation of DNA-templated transcription; protein phosphorylation. The record is from RefSeq and is a predicted model, not a curated record. The transcript is spliced from 13 exons. Bases 329 to 2680 code for a protein of 783 amino acids. Gene Ontology annotation, molecular function: protein kinase activity; ATP binding.